CUUCGCUUCAGGAGCUUUAGGAGAUUGUGUUUCUUCUCAUGCUCCAUUACUAUUGUCUAUGCGACUUCAUCAGGUACCUUCAGACCGGUUCGAGAGGUUUGGCCUAACGUGGAAUGAGCAAUCAUACCUUUAACAAGUGGAAGGAGCAGGAAGUGAUGUUCCUCAGCUAAAGCGACACUGCAACACAAUGGCAUCUCUUGUCCGGGACUCCAUACUAAAUGACGGCAACAGGAAUUCAUAUGGAUGGGAACUAUCGUUCUAGAACUGUACUGGAAUCAUGCGCCAAAAACAUGCAAGAAUUUCGCAGAGCUGGGCAGAAGAGGAUAUUACAACAACAACAAGUUCCACCGCAUCAUCAAAGACUUCAUGGUUCAAGGAGGCGAUCCAACAGGGACAGGUCGUGGUGGUGCAUCUAUAUAUGGCAAGCAGUUUGAAGAUGAAUUGCAUCCAGAUUUGAAAUUUACAGGUGCUGGAAUUCUCGCAAUGGCCAAUGCAGGGCCAGAUACAAACGGAAGCCAGUUCUUCCUCACGUUGGCUCCCACACAGUGGUUGGAUGGGAAACACACUAUAUUUGGACGGGUGUGCCAGGGCAUUGGAGUCCUUAAUCGUAUUGGCAUGGUUGAAACCAACAGUCAGGACCGCCCUAUUGAUGACAUUAAAAUUCUCAGAGUAAAUCUACCUAACUAAGACGUCUGCUUGCAUAACAUUUCAUGCUUUGUUUUUUUGUACAGCCCUUUUAUUACAUUAAACUUUCUGAGUUUUCAUAAAA
Messenger RNA from Carassius gibelio (silver crucian carp), 769 nucleotides. RefSeq names its product peptidylprolyl isomerase (cyclophilin)-like 1 (gene ppil1). Gene Ontology annotation, cellular component: catalytic step 2 spliceosome. The record is from RefSeq and is a predicted model, not a curated record. Gene Ontology annotation, molecular function: peptidyl-prolyl cis-trans isomerase activity. Lineage: Eukaryota; Metazoa; Chordata; Actinopteri; Cypriniformes; Cyprinidae. The coding region runs from base 244 to 687 and encodes 147 amino acids. Gene Ontology annotation, biological process: protein peptidyl-prolyl isomerization; protein folding. The transcript has 4 exons.